Molecule: messenger RNA, 2659 nt
Organism: Chara braunii
Lineage: Eukaryota; Viridiplantae; Streptophyta; Charophyceae; Charales; Characeae
Source: the annotation of a GenBank genome assembly
GAGCUUAUACCUUUUUUGGGGGGGGACUUUCGAGCUGAUCUUUGCGCUUCCAUUCCUCGAUUCCGUGCUGUCAGAGACAAGCUUAUUCAUGUUGACCAGGGUCAAUGAAUCAUCAGGAAUUUAGCACUGCCCCUCACAGUUCUUUUCCAACCAAGUUAAUGUCUGUGUCUAUAUCUGUGUCUAUAUCGGUGUCUAUAUCGGUGUAACUGUCUAUGUCCUGCACAAGGCUGCUCUGCGGCGGCUGGAGUGAAAGCCACCCAGCUGGACGACCUUGACUAUACAUGGUGUUAUUAAGUCUUAUUAGACUCACUGGGAUUCGAACGGCGCCAGUCUGCUCUCAAUGAGCAACAAGGAGGGAGCAUCAGGUAAGCUCUCGCUCGAGACGCUAGUGCGUUGAGGGUUGAGGAUCCGGCAGCGGGGGAGUGACAACAAGCCCCCGGGCCAGGGCCGAUAUCUAUGCUGAGCACUGCGUUGCAGCAGGUGUGUUCUUCUCCAACCCGAGGGAACGAGCUCACUACUGGACGGCUUGAUCGGCUUGCGUCGCCGUUAGCCACCGUUUGUCACUGCGGGGGCAGCCUCAGGGGUAAGCUCUCGCUCGAUUCGCUAGUGCGUUGACUCCGUUGAGGAGCCAGCAGCGUAACGAGCUCACUACUGGACGGGCUUGAACGGCUUCCGUCACCGUUAGCCACCGUUAGGCACCGUUGGUCACUUAGGGGGAAGCCUCAGUCAGGUAAGCUCUUGCUCGAUUCGCUAGUGCGUUGAGGAGCCAGCAGUGGAACGAGCUCACGACUGGACGGGCUCGCUAGCCACCGUUAGCCACCGUUGGUCACUGCGGGGGAAGCCUCAGUCAGGUCAGCUCUUGCUCGAUUCUAGCUCUUGCUCGAUUCGCUAGUGCGUUGAGGAGCCGGCAGCGGAACGAGCUGACUACUUACUGGACGGGCUUGAUCGGCUUCCGUCACCGUUAACCACCGUUAACCACCGUUUGUCACUGUGGGGGGUUUUGGCGUAAUGCAAGUGGAGCUUGGCGUGUGGGUGUGGGUGGCCCUUGAUUUGCACAGCUGUCGGUCGUCCGAUCGACCGGUAGGUGGUGAACUCGACCAGUAGGCAGUGAGACUGCUGCUCACUGAGGCUAACUUUCGUUUCCUCUCCCUGCGGUCCUGUGCUUCAUCGUUUGUUUCCCUUUGUCCAUCCUUCUCGGUUCAAUUCCCACGUAUUAACCUUUUUUUUUUUUGUUCCUAUCGAAUUUAUCAGUGACAUCUUCGAAUUUCUUAUCUUUUUUUUUUAAUGCUGAGAGAGAGCUGCACGAUGUCUAGCUCCGAGGAUGGUAAUCUGCCUCCUAGGGCCUCCAGCCAGGAUUGCUUGUUCUCGACGCCGGAUGAGGUCGACACUGAAUUCGACGCCAUACUGCUGCAUGACAUGCUAGUGGCGAGCGUCGCCCGGUCGUGCAGACUCACUAAGCGCCAUGCCCAUGCAGCGGCGGAGCGGCCGGGGUUCGUUCCCAAGACCUCCGUGAUGAAGAUGUUGGUUGCACGCACGCCAUCGCAACGAGAAGCUAUCAUCGCCACAUACCGUACACUGUACGGACGUUACCUUCUGCAAGACAUUCGGGCGAACCUGGGCGGAAUUGUGGGACAGGGGUUGAUCACGCUUCUGCAGCCGCCAGCCUUUCGCGACGCAGGAUGGAUUCGCAAAGCCGUAACGCGAGUCCCGACCAACGAGAACCUGCUGAGGGAGGUGCUCUGUGCGCGCAACAACAAGGAGAUCCGAGACAUCCACGUGGCGUACAAGGAGAUGUUCGCGCGCGAUCUGUAUCGGGAUAUCAAGACGGUAUGUUCGGGGAAGUUUCGCGACUUGCUGCUGAAGAUACUGCGCGCGAGGAGGUCGGAGGCGCCGGCGGAGGAGGUGCGCGCGGAAGAGAUUGCGCGCGAUCUUCGCCUGGCUUCCAUCAACGCGUAUAAUGGCUGCGACACCGAGGAUGAAGAGAGUAACAGGGAUCUUUUCGUUGACGUCUUCACCAAAGAGAGCGUCUCUCAGCUUAGACUAGUUAUGGAAAUUUAUCAGAAGGACUUCUCGGAGCCUGUACAGGACGCCAUCGCCAGAACUCUCACGGGUCAUUUGAUGAAGGCGGUGAAGUUCACGUCUUUGUGGGCUCAAUCCGAGGCCAAGUACUUUGCCCACCUGCUGCAUGAUGCCCUGUUUCCACCUCUCGAUGAGAGGAAGUCGGUCCGUACGCUGCACUCCAUUAGCUCUCGGACCCACAGCGUGUCCAACAUUUUUCAUCGAGCAGUUUGCGGACUGCAGCUCUCCUUGCAUGCGCCUAGUGUGCAGACUGUCCCCGAGGAGACGACGGAAGUUACCGUACCAGGUAACUUACCAUUGUCCCCGGGUUCACACAAGCCGCCGUCUUGCAACAAGACUUUCCUAAUUAGGAUAAUUAUGUCGCGAUGUGACUUGGACAUCGACCACGUGGCCGACGAGUUUGAGCUGGCGUUCGCUGUUCCCUUGAAGACUGCAUUCACGGAACGGACGGAAGGAGAUUUCCGGGACUUGCUCUCCACAGCUUGCGGCUUCUAGGCUGCGACUGCGGUAGGUUGGUUGUUUUAACUUGUUGACCUUCACCUCACCCACUCACUCGUGAACGUCCAAGUUCCAACCAACC